AUGCGCCUCAGAUCCAGCCUGGGACAACAGCGCCACCGCGUGUUCAGCCCGCCCCGGCUCGGUAGGGGGCAGCAUGGCGAAUCCUCUGCAGCAUGGCGCCUCAGACCCUCAUCCUGUGACACGGUAUUUACGGAGCAUGCGCACGACGAUCUUCCUUUUUCCAGUGCAGCGGAGUCAGUCCCCCAGUCUUUGGCUCCGGGCUCCUUCAUAAGGAGACAAAAAGACUGCAAAAUGGGUUUUGUUAAAGUGGUGAAGAACAAGGCCUACUUCAAGAGGUACCAGGUGAAGUUCAGGAGGAGGAGAGAGGGAAAGACCGACUACUUUGCUCGCAAGCGCCUGGUUGUUCAAGAUAAGAACAAGUACAACACACCCAAGUACCGGAUGAUUGUCCGUUUCUCAAACAGAGACAUCAUCUGCCAGAUCGCCUAUGCCAAGAUUGAGGGUGAUAUGAUCGUGUGUGCUGCCUACUCACACGAGCUGCCAAAGUACGGGGUCACCGUGGGCUUGACGAACUACGCAGCAGCCUACUGCACUGGUCUGCUGCUGGCCCGCAGACUGCUGAACAAGUUUGGCCUGGAUAAGGUGUACGAAGGCCAGGUGGAGGUGACCGGCGACGAGUUUAACGUGGAGAGCAUUGACGGUCAGCCAGGUGCUUUCACCUGCUACCUGGAUGCUGGGCUUGCUAGAACCACCACAGGCAACAAGGUGUUCGGUGCUCUGAAGGGGGCUGUGGACGGAGGCCUGUCCAUCCCACACAGCACCAAGCGCUUCCCUGGGUAUGAUGCAGAGAGCAAGGAGUUCAACGCUGAGGUUCAUCGCAAGCACAUCAUGGGCAUCAACGUGUCUGAGUACAUGAGCUACCUGAUGGAGGAGGAUGAGGAGGCGUACAAGAAGCAGUUCUCCCGCUUCAUCAAGAAUGGAGUCGCCCCUGAUUCGAUUGAGGAAAUGUACAAAAAGGCUCAUGCUACCAUUCGUGAGAACCCAGUCCAUGAAAAGAAGCCUCCCAAAGAAGUCAAGAAGAAGAGGUGGAACCGUUCCAAGCUCUCUCUGGCCCAGAGGAAAGACCGUGUCGCCCAGAAGAAGGCCAGCUUCCUCCGGGCUCAGGAGCAGGAGGCUGCCGAUUGAGGUGUCACUCAGUGCGUAAUGGAGAAAUUUGUCCAAAUAAAUUUAUCAAAAAAGA
This is a messenger RNA of Toxotes jaculatrix (banded archerfish), 1180 nucleotides long. Its product is annotated as 60S ribosomal protein L5. Gene Ontology annotation, cellular component: cytosolic large ribosomal subunit; ribosome. Bases 1 to 1125 code for a protein of 374 amino acids. The transcript is spliced from 9 exons. Gene Ontology annotation, molecular function: structural constituent of ribosome; 5S rRNA binding. Gene Ontology annotation, biological process: ribosomal large subunit assembly; translation. NCBI's taxonomy places the organism in Eukaryota, Metazoa, Chordata, Actinopteri, Toxotidae. The record is from RefSeq and is a predicted model, not a curated record.